Messenger RNA from Bactrocera dorsalis (oriental fruit fly), 6119 nucleotides. RefSeq names its product rho GTPase-activating protein 20 (gene RhoGAP71E). The transcript has 7 exons. The coding region runs from base 819 to 3971 and encodes 1050 amino acids. Gene Ontology annotation, molecular function: GTPase activator activity. Gene Ontology annotation, biological process: signal transduction. The record is from RefSeq and is a predicted model, not a curated record. NCBI's taxonomy places the organism in Eukaryota, Metazoa, Arthropoda, Insecta, Diptera, Tephritidae.
UCAUUUCAUUUCUCGUGUACACAACGACGAAGCAACAACAAUAGCGCUAAAUGACGGGACGGAACAUAAAACGUAAAAAUUUAGAGGAUUAAAUUUAAUUAAUUUAAAUGAAGUGUGAAUUGUGUAUAACAUGAAAGUAAUGAGAAAAUGCACAUAUAGUUUUAAUGAUCACAGUAGAUAAAGUGGUUUUGCGGGGUCAUGUGUUCGUGGUUGGACGGAGUGCAAACGAAGAGGCUGAAGUGAAAAAAGAAAAAAAUUUCACACAGGAGUGGCAACAUGGAAUGCUGGAGAAGCGAAAAUAAAAUUUAGUGUUAUAAUUUUUCCAGUUUCGGAAGAAAUUCAAUUGAUUUUUUCUGUGAAAUUAUGUCACAGAAAAGUUUUUACUUUCUGUUGCAUUUUUAGAAUUAGUCAUACAAUAAUCAAAAUAUACAUGCAUAGAGUAGUGAAAAGGCGUGAAGCCUUUCCUGUAAAUUAAAAGUUGUACAAAGAAAAAGGCAACAAACCAUUAUCAUAAAGUGAAAGCGAAUGAAAAGGGGAAAUCUACGAUUAUUAAAAAAAAAACAACUAUUUAAAAAAACGUGUGGUACGUGGAACGUGCAGCUGCUUAGAAGUGGAAGAAAGGAAAAGAAGAAAAGUGGAAGGUGUAUUGUGGCGGGCAGGGCGGCAUAACAGCUGCCACAAACUAUAGUAUAACCCCAGAAAAUUAAAGCUUUGCAUUGCUCGCAUUUUCGUGUAAUUAAGUAAAAUAGUAUUUUUGGUCGGAUUGCAGAACUUCUGCUACAAUCAUUGCUAAUUAUAUACUAGUAUAAAUAAUAAAAAUGUCCAGUUGGGCGCGACGUGCGGCAGAUAUUAGCAGUGUUGUCACUUCUUGUGGGCAUCCCGGCGCCUCUGCGCCAGACUAUACUUAUAGAUUGGAGAAAGUUAAGUUUGGUGUACCACUUGAGGAAGUUUGUAAAAACAAUGAAAACAUUCCAGGACCACUAUUGGUUCUUAUACUUAAAUUAAAUAAGGAAUCACCAAAUAGAAGAGACGUUUUUCGUGCCCCUGGACACCAGGGUGCUAUGAAAAAGUUAAUACAUUUUCUGCAGGCUGGUCGUUUAGUGAAUGUCGACAACUAUUCAGUUUAUACGAUUGCAAGUGUGCUAAAGAAAUUUCUACGAAAAAUACCCAACGGUAUCUUUGGGCGAACGGGUGAAAAAGAGUUAUUUGACAUUAUAGAGUUGGAGAAUGAGUCUGAGCAGACGGAUCGCUUGCAUAGAUUAUUUACAUCACUGCCGAAAUACACUCAACGUUUACUAGUUUUACUCUUUGGUACAUUCCGUGUUAUUGCCAGCAAUGCAACUCAGGCCAGUACAGGUAUGACCAGCGAAGCCCUGGGAGUUUCAGUGGCGCCAAGUUUCUUUCAAUCCUGCGUUAGUGAUGGGAAAACAGCACGUAUGGAAGAUGUGCUUAAAUUCAAGGUUGCUACAAAAAUUAUGAAGCAAAUAAUCGAUAAAUUUGCCACACAUGACUUAUUUGGACGUGAAAAUUACGAAUACUAUGCGCGAGUUACUGGACGCAUACUCAAAGUACAGGACGAAUGGAUUUGUAGUUUUCAGUAUCCACCUCCACCACGUGGUAAAUUGGCACAGCAAAAGUAUGCAUUACAACACUCCCUUGAGGCAGAAAAGACAUGGUUACAGUGCCAGUGCGAGCGGUGGGGUUUGCUCGCUCAGGAAGAAUCCCGCUCAACGCCUGCCUUGCUAACAAGCUCAAGCUCAGCUUUAGACAACAGUGUGCUUUCAUUGGGCGUAACACCAGAACAUUCGUUUAUUGAAUCAUGUGCUCGCCUAUCUGUCUCUUUAGAAGGACCAAGUCUAUUUGCGAUGACAUCAUCGCCUAUACCGAAGCGAAACAUACAAGAUUUGCAACGCGACACCGACAAUGAUGCUGACGUCGAUGAGGAGAACUUCGGCGACGAAGAUGCAGAUGCCAACGACGACGGUGAAGUAGGAGACUUUGCCGCUGAACUCGAAAUAAAUAACGACGAAGAUUUCGAAAACAAUCCGAAAGCCAACUUUUCAUCACGUGGCUUACAUAGAGCAGUAGCUGCCAGAGGCAAUAACCGCCAUGCUAUGCAUAGCAACGCUGCCCUGAAUACCACUUACACUGUCAGUAUUGACAAUGACGAUGUUGUGGAUUCUAAUGAUGAUGAUGGCGAUGACGAGGUGACAGUUGUAAGACGUCGCUAUCGUCAAAAUAAAAAGAAAAUACUAACUCAAACUAAAAUGCAACAUCAGCGACGUUUGCGAGCCGGCUCUAAAAGCCUUGAUGGCGGCGAUCGCUCCACACAAACGCCUCUGAAUAAUGAGACAAACGAAAAUAGAAACAAAAUGAAGAACAACAAAAUACAGAGCACCAAUACAACACAAAUUAGCAGCGGAACUAGUGGUGGCAUUAAAGUAACUACACGUACUUGCAGUCGUUGUAAUCGCGGUAUACGUCAUUCGUCCUCUUGUUCCUCAGCUUCUGGAGGAGGUGCUGUCAGCGUAGGAAAUGGCGGUGGUAUGACUAUGGAAGAAUUACGCGCUGUCAAUCGCUAUGCCGAGAGUACAAAGAGUCUUUCUUAUUUGCCACAGGUCCAUGAGCGCCAAACAGCACGUAUGCGCACUCGUUCAGAAUGGUUUUUGGGUCCUAGAGAUAGUGAAUUGGCAUUGAAUUUGCCAACCACAUGCAGCAAUUGUUGUUUGGCUGCUGUUCAAAAGCAGCAGCUACAGUUACAGCAGCAGCACCCACACUUUCAAACACAUGGCUAUCUCGGAGGCGGUAGCACACGCGACAUGCGUGCACAUUGUAGCGGAUUUGAUAACGACGAGGAUGACAAUGUACACAAUUUAAUAGUUAGCAAUAGUGAUGGCCAUAAUGCCAAUGCGCUCUAUUUGUAUUACAAGAAACGGCUGCAACAGCAACAAAAAAUGAAUGCCAAUUCUCAACAGGUAAUGCAAACUGAGCAUAUGGAUACGGAUGACAGCUGUAAUGCUUAUGACUAUGGUCCACCAACAUAUCAAUGUAAGCAGCAUUUACAAGUUGAUACGUCCAACGUACACUCACAAUCAUCUGAACUUCGCGUAAUGGAGCCAACAUCAUCGGCGUAUGCGGUUGCGUCUAAUAGCUCCGGCCGUCGCAUGUAUUUGGAUCCGAAUACGACAACAACAAAUAUCGUUGGCAACAUCCGUUUGAGUAACAGCGCAGAGUCAAUUCAAUAUCCCGCCACAACUGCACGACGUCCAUCCACCCGACGAUUAAUCGGGGUAAACGUGCCACGGCAAUAUCCAAUGCGUUCUUCAUUGCGUCGCAACAGAGAGAAGCAGGUCGGCAGUGGUAGCACAAUCAACGGCAGUGGCAAUAGCGUUUCCGAUAGCAAUGGCCUACUCACAUCAAAUGUCGGCACAGUCGGUGCUACUGGCGGUAUGUUGCCGGUUGGUACAGCACCACCAUCAGUGCGCAAUUCAAUUGCAGAGUGUUGCAGCAAUAUCGGCACCGCGCAUGAUAGUCAACAUAUUCUUGUACCAGCAUUUCCAUUUAAUCGGCUAGAAGACUGUACAAGUUCGCUGGAACGCAAGCGAACGCAGUUGCGCUUGAGCAUGGAUGGUGGUAGUGAACGAACUGCUCCAGAAAGUGUGUGCGACAGCAAAAGUGGUGAUAUCAGUGACCUUAACUCUAUGCUAAUGGACACCACUGAUACUAUGAAAGACUGCGAUAAUGCGGAACCAACAUACGUUGAUGUAAGCGGCAACAACAAUUUAGUGUAUGCGACAACAAGUCUCAUUAAUAAUAUGCCAACGCUAAUCACAACGCGAAACUUGGAAAACGUCGUAGGUAUAUCAACGGCGGGCCAACAAGAAAGAUUAUCCACACAAAAUCCAAGCAGUGAUUGUGUUCAAACGGAAGAGGCCGUUUCGACAAUUACCUUCAAAGCGCCGCGUGUAUGAAAAUAGUAAAUAGCAUGGAUCCCCAACUAUAUAAGGAGUAAGGAAUAAUCAGCAUAUCGCAAAAUGCUGGUAUAGUUAAUAAGACGAAAAUCAGAUAUCUUUCGAUAUUUUGGUAGCAGUCUUUAUGUACAUAUUUUACUGUAUUUAUAAAUCUCAAAAUGUGCAAAACAUUUAUGUCGAAAAAUAGCAAUGUGAACUUUAUAGAUAUGGGUUCGGCUCUUCGAGGCAACAUAAAAACGUAUGUCAGCAAUUUGAAAAUUUUAGACGGCUUUUGAAAUGAACUGACGUAUGAAGAAUACAGAAAAGCUUAACUUGCAUGUUAUACGUGCACUAGAAUAGGUUCAAUAUUUCAAAAAACGUUAGUGAUAUCAAUAUUUAUUAGCAUAAACUCGUUGGAGAAUUAAAAAAAUAUAUAUUAGCAUAACAUUGUGUCAAACAAGAAUUCGUUUACAUGUACAUAUAAAUAAACAUAUUAGUACAUAAUACAUAGUUUUUGUUGAUUAGAAAAUCGUUAGGAAUAAAUUCGCUAGAUAAAAUAAAAUAUCAAUACUUUAUAUGAUUGUAUACGUUGGUUCACAUAAUAAUACAUAUUAGACUUGAUGUGCACAAAAGUGUGCAUCUAUGUAUAUGUGUAAAAGUAUUAAUUCGAAUUUGUGUUUGGUGUCUUCUACUAUUCACUUUAUACAUAGUAUGUACUUGCAUAUUGAUACACAGACAUUUGUUAACUUACAUUAUUAUAUUUACAUAUAUAAUAUAUGUAUAUUAUAACGGGUUUAUAAUUCGUUGGUUUAAUUCAGUAUUAAUCGAAUAUAUUAGUUUAAAAUCCUAAGCCACUUACUGCCGAACUAUAUUAAAGGUCAUACCAGUUUAUUGUUAUAUACUGAAACUGUAAAAAAUAUAAAUUUAUUUAUGCCUGGAAUUUGAUGAAAUAUAUAAUAUAAUUAAUUUUUGAAAAUAAAUAAAUAACAAAAUGUGCAUAAUGAAUUAGUUUCCAACACAUUUCUUUUAUAACAAAGUGGCCAAUAUUGUAUGUACCUCCAACUCGAACAUUUCAAAGAAAAAUCAAAUAUUUUUCGAACCUACUAUCAAUUUGUGUGUACCUUAUAUUAAAUAGUGUUGGUUGAGCUUGAACCUCCAAACAAUACAGCAGAGAAGCAUAAAAUGUCCAUGUCCAAUCCCAUAAUCCGAUCCAGGUUCCCUUAUUUAAUAUUCAAAGCAUUAUCGUAAUUGUCCAUGUUCUCACAUACAAACAAAUUAGGUUACGAUUUAGUUUAACAUAAAACUCUGCAUUAAGGAAAAGAAAGAGCUUUUGAGAUAUUAAAGACUUUAAGCCAAUAUCAUACUUCACGAUUUAUUAAUUAUCUAUUCCCUGCAAUAAGUUUUAAAAAUUCACCAAACCACACAAUUGUCAAAAGAUGUUAGUUCAAUUCAAAAUAUUAAAUUUGUAUAAAAAUUUACUUAGCUAUGGAAAUGCAUAUUUAUGCAAAUAAAUAUUUAUGGUUAAAAAUUGCCAAACAUUCAGAAAAAAAAAGAAAUAAGAGCAUAUUAUACAAAACUAUUGCAGAGGUAAUACGUUGCAGUUAACUAAGUUAAAAAUUGUGGCAGCUAAAAGAGUGAAGUGUUUAUAGGUAAAAUAAAUAAGUAAUAUAAUAACAAAAUGAUAGAUAUAAAUUAAUGUUACUUAUUUUCAAAUAAAAUAAUUCAUGUAUUUGAAAAUGUUAAUAUUAUGACUAAGAUUUAGUAUGAAAUGUUUGUAAAUAUAUAUAAUUACAUAUGUGCAUAUGUACAAUCCCAAUGACCUUGCAUUAAUAAUUUAUUGAAUUUGCUUUUUAUGUAUUUAAGCAUCAACAAUUGCUGUUUACCUUUUAUUAGAUUCAAAAUGUGUAUUUGGACGUCGUUUUAUACUCGCUUUUAUAUAGUAUACUUACGUAUUUGGUAUAUCGGAGGACUUCGUUACCUAUUGUAAUUUCCAGUUUAUCUAAAAUUCCGAAUGAAAGCAUUUAUGUACUAGCAUGUCGGUUGUAUAUCAAAAAAUAUAUAUGCUUUUAAAGAUAUAAAGCCUAACAGUAAAAACUGAAUUUCUGUGGGUAUAAAUCAAUCACAUAAGUUAAUGUAUGUUAUAUAAUAAUAAAUGCUGAAAACAGAUAA